This is a messenger RNA of Amorphotheca resinae ATCC 22711, 1380 nucleotides long. RefSeq lists its product as hypothetical. Lineage: Eukaryota; Fungi; Ascomycota; Leotiomycetes; Helotiales; Amorphothecaceae. The transcript has 2 exons. Gene Ontology annotation, cellular component: SAGA complex. Bases 115 to 1221 code for a protein of 368 amino acids. The record is from RefSeq and is a predicted model, not a curated record.
GGAGCGCCUUCAGAUUCCAAACCAAAGUAAGUUCACCAUUGGAGAUGUUCUUCACGACAUCUGCGCAUCCUCCAUCAUCCCCAUUUACCAUCGAGAGGCGGUCAAGCUGCUAACAUGGCGUCUUCUCGAGGCAAGAGAGGUCUGCCUGCCCAGGGCCAGUCCCAACAAGGGAUACCUGACGUCGCUCCUAUAUCCCCCGCCGAGACCGUCGACACCCAGACCGCUGAUAAACGGGUCACUCGCAGUAGCAGCAUGUCUUCUCAACGAAGCCGCGCGCCCCGUGGAGGCGCGCGCGCCGGCGCCCAUGAGACGGGGGAGGAGGCACAGUUAUGGAACGAUAUGCAGGAGAAGCUUGUCAAAUUAGGGAAAAAUGAAAUCAGGGCGAAGGAGCUUGGGAAGGAAAUUCAAGAGAUGGAAGCGAGCAUAAAGGCGAAGGAAAUCGCUGGGACGAAACCUUCCAUUGAAGACUUGGAUGCUCUGAGUGCCUUAUAUCGAGAGAACGUCCGAAUCGCCGAGAACUCCAAGUCGCUCCUCGAAGCGGAAGACACUCUGACGAAGGUGUCGCUUCUCCAGGCGAUGGUCUCUCAUACGGAAGAGAACCUUGAAGCAUCUACGACGCGUCUCUCCGCUUCGCGUGAUUCCAGAUCCAACAUGGACUUUGAUGGGCCAUCCGACUCUCCUGUUCCUUCGCCAGCAGAGAACAAGCAUGUCCGGAAGGUUGGCACUGGCAGAAUGAGCAGCCAGCCACCGCGAGAGAAGGAGGCAACAAAGGAUGAGCCGGAAGAGAAAGAAAGCAGCAGUACAGGCAGAACAAAGGUUACCUUCGCCCUCGGAGCUGAGGUUGCCUUCAAGCCAAAGAUUCCAGGUCAGACCGAGGAGCAUGACUGGAUUCAGGGUAUCGUGGUGAAGGUCAUCGGCGAAGGGAAGAGUCGUCGGUACGAUGUUCAAGAUCCGUUUCCAGAUGAUGCUACUCGACAAGGCGAGACGUAUCGAUCAUCUGCCUCAUCCAUGGUCAAGAUCCCGCCUGUAGGGACCCCGCUGGCAGAUUAUGAGGUUGGCAAACGGGUCCUCGCGCUUUAUCCUGAAACGACUACUUUCUAUCGAGCAGAUGUCAAGGCAAUGUUAGAUGGCGGAUCCAAGGUUCAGCUUCUAUUUGAGGAUGAGGCUGCCGGGGCUCUCAAGAUUGUUGAUCGGAGGUUCGUCUUGGAUCACAAGGGGUAGAGCAUUGGAGUUGCAGGCACAGGAUGGAUAGGUAAAGUAUAUAUAUAUAUAAUUGGCGUUCCAGGCAAGGUGCAGGAAUACGGUAUACCCUCACAAUUCAGAAUAUUUUACUGUUACUUAGAAAAGGCAAAAAGUAGUCAAUAUCAACAUGAGCAUGAC